UUUAACGCAACACAUGCGUAAAUAUUGUUUUCUAAUGCUGUGGGAUAGCCAUAAAACGGUGACCACCGGCUGCGCAUGUUGUGCGCACCGUGCACAAUCCCCAGGUCUUGCGCGACGAGUCUAAAUCGAUGUGGCAUCUCCCGAGACCCGGACGGGACCGACACGACACAUCCAAAACUGUCUAGGUUGUCGUAUGUUCAAGUCGAAACGCUCAGGUCUUGUACGGCGACUCUGGAGAAGCCGUCUGGUCACUGAGAGCGACGGGCGGGAUGGAAACAGACGAGGUGAGGGAGGACGGAACGGUCCGUGCAGCAGAAACUCAGGAAAGCUCCACAGACAUGAGCAGCGGUCGGUGACACACGCUGACCCAGCUGCAGGACUCACAGUGGAGGCUGGAGAGCUGACGGAGAGUGCGGAGAGGGAGGAAGAGGAGCAACCUGACGAUGACCGGGGUGCCAUGUGCGUCCUGGAGCACAGAGGCUCCCGGCGGGGACAGGAGGGCGACAGUAGGACGGUGACAUGUUGUUUGUUUGGGCAGUGGGAUCUCAGACCUCGGGGCCCAUAUUGGGCCCCAAGAAAAGACGCAGGGGGGCCUUGUCAGGGCUCACCAAGGCACGCGGCGCUGGAGGAGGAACUUGCGAGCACCGCUCAUGCUUUUCUGAAAAGACUCAAAGAGAGAUGUCUGGACGCUUUGGUGAAGGCUGUAGAGACCAAAGGAGGGAUACCGAGCGAGUGCGUCAUGGUGCCGAGCACUGAGCUGCGGCUCGAUGCUCAUCACAUCUCUCCUCAGUAUCUCCUGUGCAGACUGUACCGCUGGAGCGACCUGCCACUUUCAGCCCGGCUCAAAGCGCUGUGCCACUGCCAGAGCUUCAGCGCAGUGGACAGCGCAAAAGUGUGCUGCAACCCCUAUCACUACAGCCGCUUGUGUGGGCCAGAAUCACCUCCUCCCCCAUACUCUGUGUCUCGUUCAGAUGAACACAAGCCACUGGACUCUACUCUGUCUAACACUGAAACUGUGCUGCCCGUCUUCUCCAACCCGCCUCACAUUACGCCAAGAGACUACACAGACACUGGUACCUCCCUUGGUUCCUCAACCUCUGGUGGACAUCGCUCUCACUGGUGCAGCGUUGCCUACUGGGAACAGCGCACACGUGUGGGUCGCCUUUAUCCAGCCUACGAGCCCUCGCUCAGCAUCUUCUAUGACCUACCUCAGGGAACGGGCCUCUGCCUCGGCCAGCUCCAUGCCAACGCCUACCACAGUCGCCGUGAUGACCCAGGCAGCCACGGCACAUCAGGACUUCACGGCCACCACAGCCGUAUGGGUGGAGGGAACAACAGCAGCAGUGUACAACAGAUACGCAGUAAAAUUGGCUUCGGCAUCGUGCUGAGCCGUGAGCCGGACGGAGUUUGGGUGUACAAUCGCAGCCAGCACCCAGUGUUUGUCCACUCGCCCACUCUGGACCCACCCAGUGCUCGAGGACUGAGCGUGAAAAGGGUGAUGCCGGGCUUUUCCCUUAAGGUGUUUGACUAUGAGCACUCCAGCUGGAUGGCGGAGCAUGGCGUGAAACCUGAGAGCCAGGAGGGGCCCUGGGACCCCCACAGUGUUCGCAUCAGUUUUGCUAAAGGAUGGGGCCCCUGCUACUCCAGACAGUUCAUCACCUCCUGCCCAUGCUGGCUGGAGGUGCUCCUCAACAACCACAGAUAGCACACAAACCCUCUCACAGAUACACAGGAGGUUUCCUGACUCAGUAUCCUAAUUGUAAUCUACCUAGAUUUAAUAUAAAAUUUAUAUAUUAUAUAAAAUAUAUUAUACAUGUAAAUACUUGAGUCAUUUUUACAAUGCAAUUAUUUAUGUAUAGUGUAAUGUGUAUAUAGACAAAAUAAA
Scomber japonicus (chub mackerel) is the source of this 1885-nucleotide messenger RNA. It is a transcript of the gene smad6a, whose product is annotated as SMAD family member 6a. The record is from RefSeq and is a predicted model, not a curated record. The transcript is spliced from 4 exons. Gene Ontology annotation, cellular component: heteromeric SMAD protein complex. Gene Ontology annotation, molecular function: transcription regulator inhibitor activity; I-SMAD binding. The coding region runs from base 194 to 1705 and encodes 503 amino acids. Gene Ontology annotation, biological process: regulation of transcription by RNA polymerase II; SMAD protein signal transduction; anatomical structure morphogenesis. Lineage: Eukaryota; Metazoa; Chordata; Actinopteri; Scombriformes; Scombridae.